Molecule: messenger RNA, 1836 nt
Organism: Saccharomyces mikatae IFO 1815
Lineage: Eukaryota; Fungi; Ascomycota; Saccharomycetes; Saccharomycetales; Saccharomycetaceae
Gene: ITR2
Product: myo-inositol transporter ITR2
Exons: 1
Coding region: 1-1836 (611 amino acids)
Biological process (GO): transmembrane transport
Cellular component (GO): membrane
Molecular function (GO): myo-inositol:proton symporter activity
Source: RefSeq, a predicted model, not a curated record
AUGAAGAAUUCGAUAGCUGCUAGUUCUCGAUGGGCCAAGGGUCGUUUUUCUCAUUUGUUUCCCUCUUCGGCUAAUAACAGCGAUAUGGGGGUUACCACAACUGGUCAACCUUCCACGCUGGGAGAAGAGCUGCAUCAUAGGAAGCACCAUGAAGAAGAAAAUGAUGGUAAAAGACCCAAAAAAUCACAUGUAUCUACCUCUACAAUGCAAAUACAAACUAGACAAGAUGAAGAUGAAGAUGAAGAUAACGAUCGAAUUGUUAUCAAACCGGUUAAUGAUGAAGACGAUACGUCAGUUAUUAUAACGUUUAAUCAAUCGAUCUCCCCUUUUAUCAUCACUUUGACAUUCGUUGCGUCCAUUUCCGGUUUUAUGUUUGGUUAUGAUACUGGUUACAUAUCGAGUGCGUUGAUUUCCAUCGAUAAAGAUUUGGACAACAAAGUGUUAACUUAUGGUGAGAAAGAAAUAAUUACGGCCGCCACGUCGUUGGGCGCUUUGAUUACAAGUGUGGGAGCUGGCACUGCUGCUGAUGUGUUUGGCAGAAGACCUUGUUUAAUGUUUUCUAAUCUAAUGUUUUUAAUCGGGGCAAUUUUACAAAUUACCGCCCAUAGGUUUUGGCAAAUGGCUGCAGGCAGAUUAAUUAUGGGUUUUGGGGUUGGUAUCGGUUCUUUGAUUUCCCCUCUUUUCAUUAGUGAAAUUGCACCUAAGAUGAUCAGAGGUAGGUUGACCGUUAUAAAUUCUCUGUGGCUGACCGGUGGCCAAUUAAUUGCUUACGGUUGUGGUGCAGGUUUGAACCACGUCAACAAUGGCUGGAGAAUCCUAGUUGGUUUAUCCCUAAUACCUACUGUUUUGCAAUUCUCUUUUUUUUGUUUUUUACCAGAUACGCCGAGAUACUAUGUUAUGAAAGGUGAUCUAAAGAGAGCCAAAAUGGUUCUUAAACGAAGUUAUGUCAACACUGAAGACGAAAUAAUCAAUCAAAAAGUUGAUGAACUGGCUAGUCUAAACCAUUCGAUACCAGGAAAAAAUCCAAUAAUAAAAUUCUGGAAUAUGGUUAAGGAAUUGCACACUGUACCUUCAAAUUUUAGAGCCUUGAUUAUUGGUUGCGGUUUACAAGCUAUUCAACAGUUUACAGGUUGGAAUUCCUUGAUGUAUUUCUCAGGUACGAUAUUUGAAACUGUAGGAUUCAAAAAUUCGUCCGCUGUCUCCAUUAUUGUUUCGGGCACCAACUUCGUCUUCACUUUAAUAGCAUUUUUCUGUAUUGAUAAAAUCGGUCGUAGGUAUAUUCUACUUAUUGGGUUACCUGGUAUGACAAUAGCUUUGGUAGUGUGUGCGAUAGCCUUUCAUUUCUUAGGUAUCAAGUUCGAUGGUGCUAGUGCAGUUGUCUCAUCUACUGGGUUUUCUUCUUGGGGGAUUGUCAUUAUCAUUUUUAUCAUUGUGUAUGCCGCAUUUUAUGCACUGGGUAUUGGUACUGUUCCAUGGCAACAAUCAGAAUUGUUUCCACAGAACGUUAGAGGCGUAGGGACUUCCUAUGCCACUGCCACUAAUUGGGCAGGUUCUUUGGUUAUUGCAUCUACGUUUUUGACCAUGCUACAGAAUAUCACCCCAACGGGUACAUUUUCAUUCUUUGCCGCUGUGGCAUGCCUAUCAACUAUUUUUUGUUACUUUUGUUAUCCUGAGCUAUCAGGAUUGGAACUAGAAGAAGUUCAAACAAUCUUAAAGGACGGCUUCAACAUCAAAGCUUCCAAAGCUCUGGCCAAAAAGAGGAAGCAACAAGUGGCUGAAGGUGCUGCCCAUCACAAACUAAAAUUUGAACCGACCCAGGAAAUCGUGGAAAGUUGA